UGGGAGACCAGAUAUAGUGAAUGCAGGAUCCGGGGAGACCAGAUAUAGUGAAUGCAGGGUCCGGGGAGACCAGAUAUAGUGAGUGCAGGGUCCAAGGGGAACUUAUAUAGUAAAUGCAGGUUCUGGGGUGACCAGAUAUAGUGAAUGCAGGGUCCAAGGGGAACUUAUAUAGUGAAUGCAGGGUCCGGGGAGAGCGGAUAUAGUGAAUGCAGGGUCUGGGGAGACCAGAUAUAGGGAAUGCAGGGUCCGGGGAGAGCGGAUAUAGUGAAUGCAGGGGUCCGGGGAGAGCGGAUAUAGUGAAUGCGGGGUCCGGGGAGACCAGAUAUAGGGAAUGCAGGGUCCGGGGAGACCAGAUAUAGUGAAUGCAGGGUCCGGGGAGA
Molecule: messenger RNA, 380 nt
Organism: Staurois parvus
Lineage: Eukaryota; Metazoa; Chordata; Amphibia; Anura; Ranidae
Source: the annotation of a GenBank genome assembly